Messenger RNA from Cynara cardunculus var. scolymus (artichoke), 1160 nucleotides. RefSeq names its product proteasome subunit alpha type-7-like. Lineage: Eukaryota; Viridiplantae; Streptophyta; Magnoliopsida; Asterales; Asteraceae. Bases 81 to 827 code for a protein of 248 amino acids. Gene Ontology annotation, biological process: ubiquitin-dependent protein catabolic process. The record is from RefSeq and is a predicted model, not a curated record. Gene Ontology annotation, cellular component: nucleus; proteasome core complex, alpha-subunit complex; proteasome core complex. The transcript has 3 exons.
CUGCAUUUUUUGUCUCAGAUCAAAGCUAAAAGUUCGAUCCCAGUACGAAAACCUAAAUUUUCUUUAAAAUCUCAUAAUCUAUGGCGAGAUACGACAGAGCUAUAACGGUUUUCUCGCCGGAUGGCCAUCUCUUCCAAGUUGAGUACGCCUUGGAAGCCGUACGCAAGGGUAACGCCGCCGUCGGUGUUCGUGGGACCGACACCAUCGUCCUCGGAGUGGAGAAGAAGUCUACCGUUAAACUUCAAGACUCGAGAUCAGUUAGGAAAAUUGUAAGCCUGGAUGAUCAUAUUGCAUUGGCUUGUGCUGGGCUUAAAGCAGAUGCCCGCGUUCUUAUUAACAAGGCACGGAUCGAGUGCCAGAGCCAUAGGCUUACUGUUGAGGAUCCAGUAACUGUAGAGUAUAUCACACGUUACAUAGCAGGUCUUCAACAGAAAUACACACAAAGUGGUGGUGUCAGGCCAUUUGGGCUUUCAACUCUAAUUGUAGGAUUUGAUCCUUAUACCAAUGUUCCAUCAUUAUAUCAGACAGAUCCUUCAGGGACAUUUUCUGCUUGGAAAGCUAAUGCCACUGGUAGGAACUCCAAUUCCAUGAGGGAAUUUCUAGAAAAGAAUUACAAAGAGACCUCUGGUCAAGAAACUAUAAAACUUGCCAUCCGUGCGCUGCUUGAGGUUGUUGAGAGUGGAGGGAAGAACAUAGAAGUUGCUGUGAUGACAAAGGAGGGACUCCGACAACUUGAGGAAGCUGAAAUCGAUGCCAUUGUUGCAGAGAUUGAAGCAGAAAAAGCUGCUGCCGAGUCUGCAAAGAAGGGUCCUGCUAAGGAAACAUAAUUUCGCUCACCUUGUUCUAGUAUGACUCUUCAGUUUGACCUUUUCGUUACCUGUAUGUCUAUUGAACCCUUUUGGCAUGUUCAUUCUCCAGUCGUUAUAAGUAAUUUGUUUCAUUCGACUCGUAAUUUGAUUGAAUGUAUCACUCAUUCAUACCCAUUAUUCCGUUUUACGUAUUAGAUGAGAACUUCAUCGGAUUCUGUUUGAAUUUGGUUGACAGUUCGUGAAUCCGUGAUGGAGGCUGGCCAACAACGAAGAAUUGUUGGCAGCAAAUUAGUCGAGGAUAUGUGAAACCCCUUUGUAUCUUUAUCAGUAUCAGUUGGUCCGCAAUCUUAA